AUGACCAAAGAAAUCCCUAAUGCUCAAAUCCUUAGAGAACUACUGGAAAAAUAUACUCAAAAGGAAUUGGCUAACAAAUUUAGAGUAAAUGAAAAAACCAUUCGUAGACAUCUUAAACCCUCUAACCAAGAAAGACAAAAAAGAGGAGUUAAAGAAAAAAUAUUUGGUAUGGUUGAAACAAAAUUGCUCUCUUUUACUGCUUAUCGUUCAGAAGAUAACACCCUAACUCAGCAAGAAAUGGUUGAUCGU
Molecule: messenger RNA, 249 nt
Organism: Racocetra persica
Lineage: Eukaryota; Fungi; Glomeromycota; Glomeromycetes; Diversisporales; Gigasporaceae
Source: the annotation of a GenBank genome assembly